This is a messenger RNA of Plenodomus lingam JN3, 1596 nucleotides long. RefSeq lists its product as uncharacterized. Gene Ontology annotation, molecular function: transmembrane transporter activity. Gene Ontology annotation, cellular component: plasma membrane. Gene Ontology annotation, biological process: transmembrane transport. NCBI's taxonomy places the organism in Eukaryota, Fungi, Ascomycota, Dothideomycetes, Pleosporales, Leptosphaeriaceae. The record is from RefSeq and is a predicted model, not a curated record.
AUGUCGUCGUCUUUGAUCUUCCACCAUCUCAGAGAUGGCAAAGAAGUUGAACUUCAUACAUGGAACGGACCUCAUGAUCCUGAAAAUCCAUUCAAUUGGUCCGUCACAUACAAGUGGAUCUUGACAAUAACCAUUUGCUUCAUCUCCAUUUUGACCGGUCUACCGGCUGGAUCCUACGGUGCAGGGAAUGAGUACAUGGCAGAUCGCUUCAGCGUUCAAAACGAGCCCUUUCCAAACCUAUACUGGGCGACAUGUAGCUGGAAUGUUGGCGCCGCUCUGUUCCCACUCGUCUUUGUUCCACUUACUGAAAACACUGGCCGUAUGCCAGGAUACUUUAUUGCAUACAUUAUAUUCGAAUUAUUUCUCUUUGGCUCAGCAUUCGCAAAUAACUUUGCUACAUUGGUUGUGACGCGAUUCUUCGGCGGCGGUGCAUCUUCGGUAUCCAUUAACAUCGUUGGCGGCAGUAUCAGUGAUGUUUGGAAAGGUGAUAAAGCUCGCAGUCUGCCCAUGUCGCUGUUUGGUUUCACAUCAGUUGCUGGCAUCGCUCUCGGGCCCUUCAUCGGGAGUGCAAUUGUUCAAAUUCGCAAACCUGACGUUGGCUUACAGUCGCCAUGGCGCUGGAUCUACUACAUCCAAAUCAUCUAUAACGCUGCCCUCAUCCCCGUCUUCUACUUCAUCCUAUCCGAAACCCGCGGCGAUGUCAUACUCCAAAAGCGCGCCUCCAAACUACGCAAAGAAACGGGUCGGCCAAUCUAUGCCGAAUCCGAACUCGAGAAGCAAACCAUUGCCCAGCUGCUCAAAGUCUCAUUCAUGCGACCCACAAAAAUGCUAUUGACUGAACCUGUCGUCAUCUUCUUUACGCUCUGGAUCAGCUUCGCUUGGGGAAUUUUAUUUUUGUUCUUUUCGAGCGUCGUACAAACGUUCAGUGCGAGUUAUGGAUUCGGUGUUUUCCAAACGGGAAUGAUCCAGCUCGCCAUCACGGUCGGAGCACUCAUCGGCACACUGUUCAACCCAAUCCAGGAUUGGCUGUACCUUCGCACCGCAAGGAAAAACAAAGAACGGCCAGGAAAGCCAAUUCCAGAAGGAAGACUAUAUACAAGCAUACCAGGUUCCUUGCUCUUCACGGCGGGAUUGUUCAUGUAUGGAUGGAGUUCCACGACAGAUGUACACUGGAUUGUUCCAACCAUUGGAGUCACGAUUGUCGGGGUCGGCAUUUACUCGAUUUACAUGGGCGUUGUCAACUACCUCACCGACGCCUACGAGAAAUAUGCCGCAUCAGCCCUGUCCGCUGCAUCGCUGGGUCGAAACACAUUCGGAGCUUUUCUACCCUUUGCCUCGUUUCAGCUUUUCGAUACCCUGGGAUUUGGUUGGGCAGGCAGUUUGCUAGGCUUCGUCGGUGCGGCCUUGAGUAUUGUUCCGGUUGUACUCUUGUUCAAAGGAAGAGAGAUUCGCGCGAAGAGUCCGUUUAUGCUGGAUUCGGCGUUUGACGAUGAGGAGAAGGAUCAUAGGAGGAGCAGUUUGGGAAAGAGGGGACUCCAUUCUGGUCCUUCGAGGAUGGCGGGCGGACCUUUGGGGGCCGUAGAAGAACGUGUAUAA